Molecule: messenger RNA, 2100 nt
Organism: Rhincodon typus (whale shark)
Lineage: Eukaryota; Metazoa; Chordata; Chondrichthyes; Orectolobiformes; Rhincodontidae
Gene: cdh7a
Product: cadherin 7a
Exons: 10
Coding region: 1-2100 (699 amino acids)
Biological process (GO): homophilic cell-cell adhesion; calcium-dependent cell-cell adhesion; cell-cell junction assembly
Cellular component (GO): plasma membrane; catenin complex; adherens junction
Molecular function (GO): cadherin binding; calcium ion binding
Source: RefSeq, a predicted model, not a curated record
AUGCAGCCAAGAGACAGGAGGCUGUGUUGUUCCCUGGUGGUGGUAACGCUACUCCUGUGCCUGAGUGGGGCAAGGCAGUCUGCUCCUUCAUCGGCAGCGCGGGGGUCUGACCUUUCAACAGGAAAGCCCGGGGAAGCUCACAGACGGGUGAAACGCGGCUGGGUGUGGAAUCAGUUCUUUGUGCUGGAGGAAUACACAGGCACGGACCCAUUAUAUGUAGGGAAGCUUCAUUCUGACGUUGACCGAGGAGAUGGUUCAGUCAAGUACAUUCUUUCAGGAGAGGGUGCAGGUUCCAUCUUCAUCAUUGACGAGAGCACGGGAGACAUUCAUGCUACCAAAAGGCUGGACCGUGAGGAGCAGGCGUACUAUGCACUUCGUGCGCAAGCUGUCGACCGGAUCACAAACAAACCUGUUGAACCUCUGUCUGAGUUUAUUGUGAAAAUACAAGACAUCAAUGACAAUGAGCCACGAUUUCUAGAUGGUCCAUAUGUGACCAGUAUUCCGGAAAUGUCUCCCGUGGGAACAUCUGUGAUACAAGUGACCGCGACUGAUGCUGAUGAUCCUACUUAUGGAAGCAGUGCCAGAGUGGUGUACAGUAUCCUCCAGGGGCAGCCUUAUUUCUCUAUCGAGCCCAAGACAGGGAUCAUCAGAACAGCUCUACCGAAUAUGGACCGAGAGGCCAAGGAUCGCUACCUACUGGUUAUACAAGCUAAAGACAUGGUUGGACAGAUGGGAGGCUUGUCCGGGACUACAUCCAUCACUAUUACUCUGAGCGAUGUCAAUGACAAUCCACCUCACUUCUCUCGCAGUAAGGAACUAUAUUGUCUUUUCAUAAAAGAGCUGGAUUUUGAAAAAAAGUCAAGCUACACUCUGAAGAUUGAAGUCACCAAUAAAAACACCGACUUGAGGUUGCAGGCGCUGGGACCCUUCACGGACACUACCACCGUGAAGCUGGUGGUGGAGGACGUGGAUGAGGCCCCAGAGUUCAACUCGCCUCUCUACAAGAUGUCAGUCUCUGAGGCUGCGAGCGUCGACACAGACAUCGGUACUGUGUCGGCACAUGACCCCGACACAGCGAACAGCCCUGUCAGUGUGGUGACCACAACUGCACACGAGAACCCUGCUCAGAUUGGAAGAGGUUUUGUUCUCAUUAGCGUGGUGGAUGUCAAUGAUAAUUCUCCGGAAUUCCCAACAGAUUAUGAGACGUUUGUGUGUGAGAAUUCCAACCAUGGUAAGAUAAUUCAGAGAAUCAGUGCAGUGGACAGAGAUAAACCACCCAGCGGACACCACUUCUAUUUUUCCCUUGCUGCUGGGUCAGCCAAUAACCUGAAUUUCACAGUGCAAGAUAACAGAGAUAACACAGCCACGAUUCUGACUCGGCGAGCUGGAUUCAAUCGGCAGGAACAGGCUGUUUACUUCCUGCCAAUUGUGAUAGUGGACAAUGGGACCCCACCGUUGAGCAGCACCAAUACCCUCACAGUCCGAGUCUGUACUUGUGAUGAUGACGGCAUCGCUCAAUCUUGCAACGCUGAAGCCUUCGUCCUACCUGCUGGCCUCAGCACUGGAGCGCUCAUUGCCAUACUGGCCUGUGUUCUGACACUUUUAGUGCUGGUGCUGCUCAUUGUUACACUGAGGAGGCGCAAGAGGGAGCCUUUGAUAUUUGACGAGGAGAAGGACAUUAGGGAGAAUAUAGUCAGGUACGAUGAUGAGGGGGGCGGCGAGGAGGACACAGAAGCUUUUGACAUGGCCACGCUGAGGAAUCUCAAUUUCAUUCAGGACGUGAAAACGCGACGGGACAUCACGCCCGAAAUUCAGCUGUUUUCGAAAGCCACACACAAGCUGUCUCCUGACAACAUCAUCUUCAGAGAAUUUAUCUGGGAGAGGAUGAAAGGUGCUGACACAGAUCCCUGUGCUCCUCCAUAUGACUCUCUCCAGACAUACGCGUUCGAGGGGAAUGGCUCAAUUGCAGAGUCACUCAGCUCCUUAGAGUCCAUCACCUCAGCAUCGGACCAGAAUUACGAUUACCUUAGUGACUGGGGACCCCGUUUCAAAAAGCUGGCAGACAUGUACGGUAACUCCAACGACAGUAUGAACUCUUAG